UACUUCACGGUAAAAACAUUAAGAGAAGAAACUAAAGUGAAUAAAAAAAGAGUAAACAAGAUCAGUAAAACAUCUAUAGCGUAGAAAGAACUAUAGAUAACUAAAGAUCAACAAGAGAACAAUGGAAAUUCUACAGACUAUACCAUGGCGAGCAUAGUUAUACGCUAGUUCAAGGAUGCACGCGGUUGGAUUGCACUCGGCACUGGCCAUCAAACGUCAGAGAAAGCGUCGAGAUGAACAACGGCGUGCCCGCGAACGUCGUUACAGCGCGCAAUCUGGUGAAAGUGGACUGACAUCACCUAGAGCAUCGACAGGUUCAUUGGACCGACAUCAUCGUCAUCAUCACACAGCCCAACCUCAUCAUGCCGCUGGUCAAGGAAUGUUGGAUUCAAAAGUCGUUACCUCUAUUGGAAUGCUUCACAUUGGAGUUGUUUUUUUGGUACUGGGUGGUUUUUUACUAGGAAGUGGUUUGCUGCCUGGUGAUUUAGCAAGUUGGAGUUCAAAAGGCUCAGGUGGGUGGUGGAAUGAACUUGUUAUCACAGGGAUUUUCGCAGUUGUAGUUGGAGUAUUUCUCAUAAUACUGAAUCGCGUUAUUGCUAAAAAAGAAGAGGAUGACCUGGAGGAAUACGUACAGAGGCAAUUGACUAGAUCUAGAUCGGGGCAUAGGCUUGAAAGAGACGUUGAAACUGGCGGUCUUACCACCAGACAUGGUAGGAAAGCUAAGCAAUUAAAGAAGAUGACAUCACUCAGCUCGAUUGAACUGCAGAGUGAAAAAACAACAAGCUCGCCACCAAGAAGCCCACCCCCUGCUUAUUCACCCCCGCCUGUUUCCAAUGGCGACCAUCCUGGUCAGUCUCCGCUAUUCCUUGAGCAGAUUACCGAGGAAGAAAUAAUAAGUGACCGACAUGAGACUUCGACUACUAAUAGUCUGAGUCCUGGGUCCCCGAGUGAGACCAGAGAACUACUGCGCAAUAAUUCGCACCAUUCAAAACAAAAUGGCACUCAUCACUCCCAGCAUAAUCAUAAUUAUCAGCAUCAUCGUGACGACCAUCAUCAACCGAUUUAUGUUAAUCCUGCGCGAACUUAAUUUUAUUAUUAAUCAAUUUUCUAAUUAUCUUAUAAUAAUUAUUAAUUAAUUAAUUAAUAAAUAAAUAUGACUAUUAUAUGCAGCAAGGAUAAUCUAUAAUUAAAUCGAAGUACUAUGGGUAAGAUGAUUUUUUUUAUAUGAUAAACUUCUAUAAAUUUGUAGUUAAAAAAAUAUUUAAAUAUAUAUAUGUCGUAUUGUUGAACACCAAAUAUAUUUAUAUGAGUUUAAAUAUUAUUUUAUUUGCUAAUA
Microplitis mediator is the source of this 1336-nucleotide messenger RNA. RefSeq lists its product as uncharacterized. The transcript has 2 exons. The coding region runs from base 176 to 1087 and encodes 303 amino acids. NCBI's taxonomy places the organism in Eukaryota, Metazoa, Arthropoda, Insecta, Hymenoptera, Braconidae. The record is from RefSeq and is a predicted model, not a curated record.